Messenger RNA from Funneliformis geosporum, 999 nucleotides. NCBI's taxonomy places the organism in Eukaryota, Fungi, Glomeromycota, Glomeromycetes, Glomerales, Glomeraceae. The record is from the annotation of a GenBank genome assembly.
AUGCUAAGUAUUACUGUAGCAAGUUAUGUCAAAAAGAAAGACUAUGACAAUCAUGUGCUUGACUGUCCUCCGAGAUCUGCGGAUUACCUUGUUAAAAGUGCUUUUGCCGAUCUGGUGCCCACGAAGGCGGCGGUGCUACAUGAAUAUGGUUUUAACAACUGUAUGAAUCCUCGAGAAAAAUCGAUGCUUCUAGGCUUGUAUAUUGGACUUAUAACUUAUAUAGGUUGCAGCGCAUCUCACAUUCAUUCUUGGUGGGAAAAAGGUGAAUUGCCACUUGGUAUCAAAAAGGCUUAUUCUGAUGCGGGUGCAAAUAGCGGGUACUACCAAUGGUUCUUAGAAAAUGAACAUUUGUUACAGGGUCUGCAUAAAUAUGAAGGCGACAAAACUGAUAAAGAAUUGAUGGAUAAGAAUUAUGCAAUGGUCAAACCUUAUCUUUCCGAACACGAUCAAACACUUUCCUUCAAAUCUUUUCCAGAAUCGAAGCGUAACGUUAUUGUUUUAUACUUGAUUACACUCAUGGGAUAUAUACCAAAGGUUGAAUACCAAUGUUGGAUUGAUUUUGGAUAUUGUUCUUGUAAAGAGGGCUGCAAGGUCGAAGAAUUCCAUGAUGCUUACGUAUCGGGAACCGUAGUGGACUUGUUGAAAAGAAAAUGUGACAGCAGCAGUUGGCUAUCAGAAAACAGAAUAGAAAUUCAUGUACAUGGACAGCCGAGAAAGAGCGUUUAUUAUCUCAAGCAAUACGUGCUGAGCGAAUCAGUAGGUCUCAGUAAUCCUGUACGUGCGGAUUAUGGAUUUAUGAAUUGUCGCACGGAAGAUGAGAUUAGACAACUUAGACAGAUGUAUAAAAAAUUAAUCAAAACUCCCCAAUUUGAUCCACGGGAUUUGCACAAGGCCUGCUUGACGGGAAAAAUUUACAAUUAUGUCAGAUUAAUUCUUCCUAAUGAAGAGCUGAAAGCUGAUCUUUUGAGAAACCUUUAUCCUUUGAAAGAUGUGGAAUAG